Sitodiplosis mosellana (orange wheat blossom midge) is the source of this 399-nucleotide messenger RNA. RefSeq lists its product as uncharacterized. Gene Ontology annotation, molecular function: 2,3-dihydro-2,3-dihydroxybenzoate dehydrogenase activity. Lineage: Eukaryota; Metazoa; Arthropoda; Insecta; Diptera; Cecidomyiidae. The record is from RefSeq and is a predicted model, not a curated record. The transcript has a single exon. The coding region runs from base 1 to 399 and encodes 132 amino acids. Gene Ontology annotation, biological process: siderophore biosynthetic process.
AUGUUGAUAACAGGUGCGAGUGCCGGAAUAGGUUCUAUUUGUGCUCAGUAUUUCGCAAAAGAGGGUGCUUCGCUAGCAUUAGUCGGUCGCAAUGCUGAAAAAUUUGAAAAAGUCCUCGAAAAUAUAAAAAAAAGUGGCGUUAAAACGGAGCCAUUAGUGAUUUUAGCGGAUGUCAGUGUUGAUGCUGAGCGCAUUAUCGGCGAGACUAUCGAAAAAUACGGCCGUUUGGAUGUUUUGAACAAUAACGCUGCGAUUGGCAACCAUGCAACAAUCAAAACCUUACAAAUCGAAGAUUUUGAUAAAAUUUUCGCAGUCAAUGUGCGAGGUGUGGUCGAAUUAACCCAAUACGCAGUUCCACAUUUGAUUCGGAGCAGAGAAUCAACUGCAUCCGAUUGGUAG